This is a messenger RNA of Bicyclus anynana (squinting bush brown), 960 nucleotides long. RefSeq lists its product as uncharacterized. Lineage: Eukaryota; Metazoa; Arthropoda; Insecta; Lepidoptera; Nymphalidae. The coding region runs from base 206 to 952 and encodes 248 amino acids. The record is from RefSeq and is a predicted model, not a curated record. The transcript has a single exon.
UGAAGCGGAAAGUUUACUUCAUAAAUUGAGGUUAGAAUAUAACUUGUCAUUUAACUCGAACGUCAAUUUGAAUUAGAAGUUUAACAUAUCUGUCAUCGGACACGUCAGUUUGUUACGUUGGUAUCGACGCCAGUGUUGUCAGAACAAAAAAUAUUUUUACCUACAAUAUUUUUACGUUCCUUUUCACGAAACUGUACGCAGCAAUAUGGAAGAACAAUUUCAAAUGCUGUUCGAUAAAAUGAAAUUAGAAAUGCAGAAACAGACGGCUGACUUAAAAGAAUCUCUUACGCAAAACUAUAGGGAUUAUAUGGAUGAAAAACUUAAUCCAGUCAUUGAAGAAAACCAACAAUUGAAACAAAAAAUUACCAAUCUAGAGAAAGAGAUAGAAUACUUGAAAAGAGACAAGAAAAGUAACAACAUAAUUAUUUUUGGGUUGGAUGAGACAGAAAAGUCAACAACGGAGUUAUUUAAGAGUGUCCAGGAGACCUUUCAAGGGGAUUUGAAUAUAAAUGUAGAAGAAAAUGAAGUGAACAAACUGUACCGCUUAGGAAAAAAUAAAGUCGAGAUCAAACCAAGGCCAGUGCUGUGUUCUUUUACAAACGGAUGGAAAAAAGGCGAAAUUAUGAAAUGUAAAAGGAGUUUUAAGAAAAUCCAUGUAUCAGAGGAUUACUCGAAGGAAGUUCUAGAGAAAAGGAAAGCUUUGCAACCACAACUGCUAGAAGAGAGGAAAAAGGGAAACACAGCUUUUUUAAAAUACGAUAGGCUAAUAGUCAAGGAACCCACUACUGAUAAAAGGAAGAGGGAAGCAACUACUUCACCACAGUCACCAUCUAAAACACACCCCCGAAAACAACAAAUGUUAAGCUCUAUUAAAACUAAUAGAAAAAAUGCCUUCGAUGUACUGAGACCUCGAUCAAACUCUUUGACCAACAACAUACACAAAAAUCAAUAGCAAUCAAC